Messenger RNA from Schistocerca americana (American grasshopper), 6202 nucleotides. RefSeq names its product semaphorin-1A (gene Sema1a). The coding region runs from base 303 to 2702 and encodes 799 amino acids. Gene Ontology annotation, molecular function: chemorepellent activity; semaphorin receptor binding. Lineage: Eukaryota; Metazoa; Arthropoda; Insecta; Orthoptera; Acrididae. The record is from RefSeq and is a predicted model, not a curated record. The transcript is spliced from 18 exons. Gene Ontology annotation, biological process: axon guidance; negative chemotaxis; neural crest cell migration.
UGGCUGGCACGAUCGCUACACGCUUGUGAAGUUUUCGGUUUUUCGUGUUUCGGAAUGCGGUUGUGUUCGUCGUUAUAAUACCGCUUCAGCAUUCGCUCGCAAAAGCGCGUGACCUUUAGUACAGGCGGCAAAUCUUCCGCAAUUGAUGAUUCGAGUUUUCUUACCGUUGAAAGUAAGCGAUCUCUCUCAAAUUUCCAUGCCGCAGCGCCUGUCAUGUUGUAAAAGGUAGGGUCGCCCAGUGUGUCGUGCCCCCAGAAGCUAGAGAAUCCCGUAAAUUACCCCGUGGCUGGUGGCGAUGUGAGAUGCCUGGCGGACGGUGUCUCCUGGUGGCAGCCGCGCUCUGCCUCGCGACGCCCACCGCCAGCGCCACGCCCUGGCAGGAGAACGUCCGACCCAAGAUGUACGUCCAGCUCGGGGCCGAAGAGGUGUUCCGCUUCGCGGGCAACGAGACUUACCCCGACUACUUCCUGCGAGUGCUGCGGGACGGCACUUCGCUACUCGUCGGAGGGAGGAACCUGGUGCACAACCUCAGCCUGGUCGACCUGUCCGAGACGCAGCGUCUGACGUGGUACUCGCCGGACGAGGACGUCAAGAUGUGUAUUGUCAAGGGCAAGGACGAGGAAGCGUGCCAGAACUACAUUCGUAUCCUGGCAAAGAGUGACCCCGGUAAGCUACUUGUCUGUGGGACCAACUCCUUCAAACCUGUCUGCAGGGAUUAUGUAAUUGAGAAUGACGGCUACACGUUGGAGAAGGAGCGUGCAGGACAGGCGUUAUGUCCUUAUGACCCAAGACACAACUCAACAGCUGUCUUUGUCAAAAAUCCAUCAGGUGGUGGUGAACUCUACACAGGGACAGUGGCAGACUUUUCAGGCAUGGAUCCAAUAAUCUAUCGUCACCCUUUGCAGACUGAACAGUAUGAUUCAAUGAGCCUCAAUGCACCCAACUUUGUGAGUUCAAUGACAAAGGGUGACUUCGUCUAUUUCUUCUUUCGUGAGACUGCUGUUGAGUACAUCAACUGUGGUAAGGCCGUGUAUUCGAGAGUAGCCCGUGUCUGCAAGUAUGAUCGUGGUGGUCCCCAUCGCUUCCGUAACCGUUGGACGUCGUUCCUCAAGUCACGUCUCAACUGCUCUGUUCAGGGGGACUUCCCCUUCUACUUCAAUGAAAUCCAAUCUACAACAGAGCUUAUUGAGGGCACAUAUGGUUCUGUGAAUGCACAGCUCAUAUAUGGAGUGUUCACAACACCCCCUAACAGCAUUAGUGGCUCAGCCGUGUGUGCCUUCUCACUCCAAGACAUCACUGAUACCUUUGAAGGAAACUUCAAGGAGCAGGCUGAGCUGAACUCCAACUGGUUGCCUGUGCAAAGUGCCAAGGUGCCUGACCCACGUCCUGGGCAGUGUGUCAACGACUCACGAACUCUUCCUGAUCUCACGCUUAAUUUUAUCAAGACACAUUCUCUAAUGGAUGAGUCAGUGCCUUCAUUCUUUGGCCAGCCUGUUGUUAUAAGGACUAGCUUCCACUACCGAUUUUCCCAGAUAGCUGUAGAUCCACAGAUCAAAACCCCUGGAGGCAAGGCAUAUGAUGUGCUGUUCAUUGGCACAGAUAAUGGUAAAGUGAUAAAAGCUGUGAAUGCUGAUGCAGCAGAUACAACAGAACGUGUAUCACCAGUUGUCAUCGAAGAAGUGCAGGUGUUUCCCACCCAUAUGCCCGUUCGUGGGUUGAAAGUCGUCCGCGAUCCUGCACUGCCUGAUGGACGCCUUGUUGUUGUGGCUGACACAGAAGUCCAAGCUUUACGCCUCCAUCGUUGCUAUUCUGACAAAAUACUGUCCUGCAGUGAAUGUGUUGCACUGCAAGAUCCAUAUUGUGCCUGGGACAAGCAGAGCCAGAAGUGCCGUGCUGUUGGAGCUCCUCGUUGGAGUGAUGACAGUAUCUUCAUCCAGAGCAUUGCCACUGGUGUGCACUCAGGUUGUCCUGCAAGCAAAGUACUGGGUAAAAGUACAGGCAGCGUAGAGGGACUGUCUUCAAACUUUGGAAAGCCAUACAACCAGGAUGUUGGUGGGCGAACUGGCCCAACUAAAGAUGUGCCUGAAGGAGAAGUUAUCAACAUUGUCCACGAUGAUGGACAACACAGUGGUCCAGAAGUGAGUGCAGCAGAUAGCCCGCUCCCCCAGUACUCUGUAGAAACCCUGGCACUGGCAGUCGUGGCAGGAUCUGUGGCUGCGCUGGUCGUGGGUUUUGUGACAGGCUACCUCUGUGGCCGCAAGUGCCAUAAGGAAGAAGAAGACAACCUGCCUUAUCCUGACACAGAGUAUGAAUACUUUGAACAGAGGCAGACUGUCAACAGGUUGGCUGUGGAACCAAAGCUCCUGCCACAAGAAGAAGUCACAUAUGCCGAGCCUGUCUUAGUUCCCACACCCGGUGCUGGCACAGGUGUGGGCGGGGGAGGUGGCCCGGAAAAGCUCAACUCCCCAAAGGGCACACUGAGAAAGAGUGCUGCUCAGCAACAGCAGCAGCAGGCAGCGGAGACCCUGUUCCAGUUCCAAGACAGCUUUUCGCCGUACGGCCGGGGCCGCGAUUUUGGCACUCUACGUCCCCACGACGGGGGCCCGGGAGGUGGCUACCGGAGGGCCACGGGUCCGGGAACUGGCGGAGGGCCCGACUCCGGCUUCGGCACUACCCGCUCUGUAAAGAAGGUGUACCUCUGAGGUGCGGGGGCGGGGGCGGGGGGGAGGCGGACUCGCCCGCCGGGCUCCGGUUCCGGCUCGGGCUCUGCUUCGGGGUCGGUGUCGGGCCCCCCCUCUGGCAGCAGCAGGAGCAGCAGCACCUCCCCCUCCCCGCCCUCGUCCUCACCCUCGCCACCCCCACACUCGCGUGCACCCUGCUCCUACAUAUACCGCACAUAGUGCAGGGCAAUUGCUCGCCAUUUGUGGUAAUCUGUGUGUGGGUCCUCCAGAUGUACUGUUAGGAAUAUCAGCUUCUGAUUCCAUUUUAGGCAGACUGAAAUAUUACCAGCUAUAUCAUCCACGCAGAAAGUGUCAGAAUGCUGACAUUUGCAAUACUCAGUUAACACUGCUUGUUUAAAACGAAGUAUCGGGAUACUUGUACUCGGCAUUCUGUCGCUGCAGUGAUGUUAGUGUGCCUGAGGUCACUUUUAGCAGUGCGUACUGACUUGUGUGACCAGAAAAGAUGUCAUAUCUGCCUUCUAGAAAAUUGUGUUGUGGCAGGUUCCUGCAGCACACAUGUGCAGAAGCUGAGGUUUCAUUUGCUGGAGUCUGGUAACAACUGAGGGAGCAUGCAGGGUUUUGGGUUGUGCUUGCUGUUUUUUACUUUCUGGUUCAAAGAAAUGUGUCUGUUGAUGCUUUAAACCAAAGAACAUUUUAAAAAUAGUCAUUUUAAGUUUAAUAUGCAGCACGAAUUGAAGUUCCACACAACUUAGAACAUUAUCUCCAGAUUUUUCUGUGCCUUGUGAUGGCUCAGUAUGUUUGCAUUGUUAUGUUUUAAAGCUGAAGAGAACAGUGUAGACUGCUUGCUGUAAAUUUCAUUUCUCAUGUACUUCACAUAAGAAUUUUACCUGACGAAAUACUCAUUUAGCAAUGUGAACUGAUUUGUUAUUUUAUUUUAGCCAAGUGUGGAAAAGAUUGCCACAAACAUUCCAUUUUGGAGUUAAUAAACUCUGUGCAUUUUUAUAUAAUACGUAACUUGUAAUUCUCGUCAUUGCACGUGGAAUCGUGAGAGCAGAAUAUGUAAAAGACAUUUUGGUAUUGUCUUUGAGCCUGCCGCAUUAAAUAGGGGCAUCACCAGCGAGGUGCUGAUUUAUGGAAAGAACAAUGAAGUAAAAGUAUAUUCCCUUAUUGUCAUACAAUGUUCUCAUUUUGACAACAUUUGUAAAAUUGACUUGAGCUAACGUGACAGAUUCUGUGACGACUAGUUAGUGCCUUAGGGCAGGAGUUUCAGCAGGCUCGGUCUGUGUGCUUUUACAUUUAUUUUAAGAAUAGAAUAGCCAUGUGAUAAGUUCAUCAAAAACUGUUAUCAGUUACAUGAAAGAAAUGAGGAAGAACUUAGGAUCGAGUGAAAAGUUGAUUCUACCCCAAGUAAAAGACUACAACUAAUAUUUUGAAGUGCAUGGAACACAUUGAGAUUUCUAUGAGGUUGUUAUAAUGUGCUCUUUAUUAUUAUGAGAUGUUUGUGAAGUCUGAAAUGAAUCUGAUGUGAUGAAUGGGAAUUUUGUUCACUGUGUGAUAGUGUAAAGUCAAAAUUUUGUUUGAUGUGUAAGUGGACUGCUUGUAGAAAGUCUUGUUAUUUUUUAUGUGAGAAAUGUGAUAUGUGAUUAUGUAGGUGAGUUUCUACAACAGGAAGACUAGUAAAAAGUGUUCUUUGUACUGCAUCAGUAAGGAUAAAGUACUAUCCUUAGGAUUAAGCUUUGCAUUUUUCACAGUCAUUAAUUUAUUACACAACCUAGUUCCCAUAUUUAACAAGAGUGUUCAUUAUUGUAUCUGUUAGAAAUAAGACAGUUUUGUUUGUACAUUGUAAGAUGAUUUGUACAUAAUAUUUAAAUAUUUUUAGAAGUGCCAUGUAUUUUCAAGUUAGUUAUUAUGUUACAUACAAUUUCAGUGUUACUUGCCACUUUGUUUAAAAACAAAUUUUUAAAAAAUAUUAAUAUGUAUAAAUAAAACAAUGUUUUUAAAUAUUAUGCUUCUUCCUAUAUGCAGGGCCAGCUAAGCUAUUUUGUACUGUAAAAUAAAAAUUUUAUAAAGUGGAGUUCUCAAGUACGUGUCAUAUGGAUAUAUGACAUUUCAACGACACGAGUGAUGACUCAGUUUUGUUACGAUCCUAAAGUGCCGAAAAAAUAUUCCCUUUCCUGAGACAGUGAUGUAAGAUUGUAAAAGUACGUACUAUGUGCAAUUAUUAUACAACAUUCAUAACAUGCAUUAACACAGGUGAUACUUACCAUGUAUAUGUAGCAGCCUUAUCUCGAGCUUCUAGCACUUUGUAUGUGUGGAUUUGUUGAAAGUGUACAGUAGUCUUUCUGAAACAGAACUGAGACAUAUUUCACAGUAAGAUCUGCAUUUGUAAGGAAACCAGCCAGUAAUGCAAGGAUGACCUACAAAUCGUCGACAGUUGAGCAGUACACAGGAAGCUCGGAAGGGACUGUUACCACUCACAGAUGUGGUCAGUAAAAGCAAUUCUGCAUUACACUUCAUGUUACCGUAUUCAUCAAUUCUCAGUUUAGAAAAGUAGGUUUUGAGAAUUCAGGAGCAUCACAAUUAAGAUAGAAAUGGUUAGGUUAUGGCAUCAAAAAUACAAACAGCAAAUUUUCAGAAUAAUGAAAACUUUAUUUUCACCAGUCAUAAUUCGAGAUAUCUUUCUACACAACUUCUUAGGUGUGAAAAAUUAACAAAUGCACUUUUUAUAGUAAAGUCUUAUUCACACUUACUGAAAACUGAGAGGAACUCUAGUGUAGCAAAAUACAGCAUAGGAUUGCAGUGUAGAAUCCUGUCGAUUUCCGAACCUAGCCGGUUCGAGAUCCUCUCGAAAGGAGUGUUACUUUUUGUAUUGUUUAUACCUGCUCUCUGUAAUAAAUAUUUAUUACGAAUAGGCCUACACUUUAAAAUUUCAUAUGUAAGGGAAAUCAGGCUUUCAACUUAUUUUUCCAGCUUUGCAAUAUGACAUUGUCUAAAGGAGCUGGUAUAUAAUGUAGCCCUCACUGUGGACUCGUGCCUGUAGAAUUCGAGUUGAAUCUCUUUUGUAACGUAGCCAGUCAGAGUACAGUCAGCGACUGCCGAGUAACUUGCCACGUGUCGGGACGUCACUGGUGUUUCCUAGUUAGUUUUUUAAACUGUGGAGUCGGUGCCGUAGUUCUGAAGUGGCAGGUCUUUUUAUAUUUGUGCAAGUACUAUUGUCAGUCUUUGCAGGAAUAGUGUAAUUUACUGUUAAUAGAAAAGUGAGCCAUAGUGUUUGUUGAAGGUGGAGGUUCUCAGUCAGAUUUGUUCAAGUAUCGAGACUGCAUUUAGUGCCAUCUGUUAGUAUCUUUUGAAACACUAUAUUAUAUGACCGUGGGUCUGGUUGCCUUAGUGUCAGUUCUGUUUCUGUGAACAUUACAGUGAGACAUUAAACUGCCUUUGUAUCAUCUGUCCCUUAUUAUUUUUUGUAAAUUUACUGUAAUGAAUUAAUAAUUAAACAAUAAAUGAUUUUCAUUAGCUGAGGA